Trypanosoma conorhini is the source of this 933-nucleotide messenger RNA. RefSeq names its product nucleolar RNA-binding protein. The coding region runs from base 1 to 933 and encodes 310 amino acids. The transcript has a single exon. NCBI's taxonomy places the organism in Eukaryota, Euglenozoa, Kinetoplastea, Trypanosomatida, Trypanosomatidae. The record is from RefSeq and is a predicted model, not a curated record.
AUGGAGGGAUUCUACGGUGUUGAAGUGGCUGCUGGGAAGCAGGUGAGUCUCAAGAUCCCCGAGGAGCAUGCCCUCCGCCUCACCCAGCUCGCCCUCCCCGCCAACGCCAGCGCCGCGAUUUCGCUGAUUGUUUCCUUCCAGGGGAAGCAGUUCACCAUCGCCACGCUGGACCCCAAGAGGAACGUCUUCCAGAUGAGCACAGACCUCGUCUUCACGGAGCCCACGACGCUGACCGCAACAGGUGCGGGCUGCGUGCACGUGACGGGCUACGUCCAGCCUGUCGGCGACGACGUGGACAGCUUCGCCGGCCACGACUUCGACGACGAUGAGGAGGAGGAGAUGGUCCCGAAGAAGAAGAAUGGCAAGCCCGCCGCCCCCACCGGAGACGACGAAGAGGAGGAGGAUGAGGAAGACGAGGACGAAGAGGUGGACGGCGUGCAUGCUGAGGACGAGGACGACGAAGAGGAAGACGACGACGAAGAGGAAGACGACGACGAAGAGGAAGACGAGGACGAAGAGGAAGACGAGGACGAAGAGGAAGACGAGGACGAAGAGGAGGGGGACGGCGUGCAUGCUGAGAAGGACGACGACGACGAGGAGGACGAGGACGACGACGAGGAUGAGGAAGAAGAGCAGCCAAGAAAGAUACAGCGCACCGAACAGGGUGGGUUCCGCGGUGGCAACCGAGGUGGCUUCCGUGGCGGGCGCGACGGUGAUCGCGGCGGCUUCCGUGGCGGACGCGGCGGUGACCGCGGUGGCUUCCGUGGCGGACGCGGCGGUGAUCGCGGUGGCUUCCGUGGCGGACGCGGCGGUGACCGCGGAGGCUUCCGUGGCGGACGCGGCGGUGACCGCGGAGGCUUCCGUGGCGGACGCGGCGGUGAUCGCGGAGGCGGCUUCCGCGGCGGACGCGGCGGUAACCGUGGCCGGUAUUAG